Syzygium oleosum is the source of this 1480-nucleotide messenger RNA. Its product is annotated as probable cinnamyl alcohol dehydrogenase 1. The transcript is spliced from 7 exons. Gene Ontology annotation, molecular function: zinc ion binding; oxidoreductase activity, acting on the CH-OH group of donors, NAD or NADP as acceptor. The record is from RefSeq and is a predicted model, not a curated record. NCBI's taxonomy places the organism in Eukaryota, Viridiplantae, Streptophyta, Magnoliopsida, Myrtales, Myrtaceae. Bases 146 to 1210 code for a protein of 354 amino acids.
UCGCAGCUAUCUUGGAAAAGGCCGACGAAGCCUUCUUCGCAGGGCCUCCAUCUUCAGGCUCUGCUGCUCAUCACCCUCUUCGCGCUUCCGCAUCCGGCGCCGCUUAACCUCUUUCAAUCUUCAUUUCCGCAACUGGUUACAGAAGAUGAGCUCGGAGGGUGCGAAGGAGGACUGCCUUGGUUGGGCUGCCCGAGACCCUUCUGGGUUUCUCUCCCCCUACAAAUUCAGCCGCAGGGCCGUGAGAAGCGAUGACGUCUCGAUUAGGAUCACGCACUGUGGAGUGUGCUAUGCUGAUGUUGCUUGGACUAGGAAUGUGCAAGGACACUCCAAGUAUCCUCUGGUGCCAGGGCAUGAGAUAGUUGGAAUUGUGAAAGAGGUUGGCUCCAGUGUCCGACGCUUCAAAGUCGGUGAUCAUGUAGGUGUGGGAACUUAUGUCAACUCAUGCAGAGAGUGCGAGUAUUGCAAUGACGGGCUAGAAGUCCAAUGCGAAAAGGUAGUUUUGACUUUUGACGGAAUUGAUACGGACGGUACGGUCACAAAGGGAGGAUAUUCUGGUCACAUUGUCGUUCAUGAAAGGUACUGCUUUAGGAUACCAGAAAACUACCCGAUGGAUUUAGCAGCACCAUUGCUCUGUGCUGGAAUCACAGUAUACACUCCAAUGAUGCGUCACAAGAUGAACCAACCCGGUAAGUCUCUAGGCGUAAUUGGACUCGGUGGGCUCGGUCACAUGGCAGUUAAGUUUGGGAAGGCUUUUGGACUGAAAGUCACAGUGUUCAGCACAAGCAUUUCCAAAAAGGAGGAAACACUGAGCCUGCUUGGUGCUGACCACUUCGUUCUCUCAUCUGACCAAGAGCAGAUGAAGGCCGUGGCUAAGUCCCUAGACUUUAUAAUCGACACGGCAGCUGGCGAUCACCCAUUUGAUCCUUACAUGUCUCUUUUGAAGACGGGUGGCAUUCUAGCAUUGGUUGGGUUCCCGAGCGAAGUCAAAUUCAGUCCAGCAAGCCUUAACCUCAGUAUGAGAACUGUUUCGGGUAGCGUAACGGGAGGAACAAAGGAUAUCCAAGAAAUGAUAGACCUCUGUGCGGCGCAGAAGAUAUACCCGAAAAUCGAAGUGAUACCGAUCGAUUAUGCCAAUGAAGCCCUCGAGAGGCUCAUCAAGAGAGAUAUUAAGUACCGAUUCGUGAUUGACAUCGAGAACUCCUUGAAGUGACACCAUCAAUGUGGGAAGUUGGAAAUUGUUUCUGGCAAAGCUGAUCACAUGGAGAGGAAAAGUGGGAAUUUCAGAGACAGGAGGAGAGCUUCAAGCUCUACCUUGUUACUUGCUCUACUGGUGUACAAACAAACUAUGCCUGAUGUACUUUCAAUAGUCGUGAGUCUAUAGCUGAAAUAAGUGAAAUGGGUAAUGGAAUCCUAGUACUUUUUCUAUGUGAUGAUGUAGAAACUGUCUGAAAAAUUGGCUUCUUGAGAAGUUCUGCUUGAA